Messenger RNA from Drosophila navojoa, 2245 nucleotides. RefSeq names its product PI4KA lipid kinase complex subunit hyccin (gene Hyccin). NCBI's taxonomy places the organism in Eukaryota, Metazoa, Arthropoda, Insecta, Diptera, Drosophilidae. The record is from RefSeq and is a predicted model, not a curated record. Gene Ontology annotation, biological process: protein localization to plasma membrane; phosphatidylinositol phosphate biosynthetic process. Gene Ontology annotation, cellular component: plasma membrane.
UUUGUUUCGUGCAUAGAGAUUUUGAGCUAGUUCCUUUGAACGUAUGUUAUCGUGACGCUUGCAGCCCUGCGCAGAUAUGCAAGGUUUAUGUGUGAAAAAGAUUAGAGGGCCAGAGUGUUAGCAAAUUAAUUAAGAACUUAUAAUACAUAAUAAUGGCCGAAUUGGUAAAAGACUGGCUGACAGACUAUCAGCGGGCACGCCGUCAGCCAGCCGACGCCGAAGCAUUUGUCGUCGAGCAUGAAACAGAUCCCGAAAUCGCCGAAGCCAUCUUCACCAUAUUCAGCGAGAGGCAACGUAACGAGGACUUGGUCCAUGACAUUUGCCAGCAACUGUUGGCCUUCUAUCGCGCCCCGGAGGUGACUCUACACAAGUUUCCAUUGCAAUUCCUGCCCGUGCUAAUCUACACAUACCUGCAUGCCGUCUCGGCAGGCGAUAAAAAGGCAUCCAGAGGAGUGGAAACGUUGCUCAUCUGCAUUUACAAUGGCGAGGUGUCCACCGACGAUGGCGGCCAGAAGGUUGUGGCCUUUCGCAUGCCCAUAUUGGCCCAGGCGUCUGUCUAUCACGAGUUGAAGAAUCUACCCAUGACAGACCUGCGACGCUGGGAGGAGAACUGCAAUCGCGAGGUCAAAUGGGGUCCACAUUUGCGCAUUGAGUCGAUCAAUGCUCAAAACAGAAUGAGGAUCAUGACUGCUCUGCUCUUCUGCUACAACCAGCAGGUGAGCCUCACACAGAAAUCGUCGUUGCUAUAUCUGUGCCGCGUCGCCUCGCAGCUGGUCAAUCAGGGCUUCACCACCAAGUCGGGGCAUGGACAUCGCAUGAGCUAUGGCUCCGAUCCAACGACGGGCACGACAUUCCCGAAACCUUCCGCGCCGCGCAUUCCACUCUCCGCGUCCUUCCUUAUCGAGCUGGUGCAUGCGAUUUACUAUGCCAUGUUCAAUGGCUUUGGCACGGUAGCCAUUCAAACACUGGAGGAUAUACAUAAUCGCGCCAGCUACGAAAUGUUUACGGAGCUAAUUAUAGUUACAAACGCUGUGCGUAACUCGUUGCAUGCCAAUCCCUCGGGUCAGCCCAACGACGGGCCAAUGGGUCUGAGUGUGGCGUUGACGCCGGCCACGACAACCGUGACGACGUCUGUAUCCAAAUCGAUGAUAACAAACGCUUCAUUCCGAACGAAAAAGCUGCCCGAUGACAUUCCCAUACAGGCGCAAGAUCUCACAAUACCUCAGGCGCCGCAGCAGCUGGCGAGCGUUACGGAGGAGACGGAGCCGGGCGCCAAGGAAUCGCCCUCAGCCAAGGAGAGCAGCAGUGGCGGCACACGAACCUCCAUUAUCAGGCCCAGCAUGGAGGGCAUCAAAGCUCAGGCACACAAAGCGCUCGGCUUCAAGAAAUCCAAGGACAAGGAGAAGGAGAAAGAGAAGGACAAGGAACCGCCAAAACCACCGCAACGGAAAUUCGAUAAGCAUACGCAGCGGAAUUCACUGCUGCAGCUACAGUCAGACAGUGGAUUGGAUUACGACAAGAGUCCGUUGAGUGUGAGCAAGUCGAAGACCUACGAUGCCGUUGGAGAGCCCCAAUCCACCGAUCUGCUGCCCAUGCAGACGCUCUCGCUGAUCAACGAGAAUGGCAGCAACAGCUUUAGCAUCGAUAGCGACUUAAAUGACGGCAUCGCCACUCUGCCUGUGGCUGUUUCGUUGAACAGCAAUACAACUUCCAUAACGAGCACUGACAUGCUGACCAAGAGCUUUGAGUCGAGCGUAGAGCUGACCCCGCUGGGUCACAGUAACAGCAACGGGGCCAAGCUAACCGAGCAUGGCCUCGAUUAACUUGGGCAAUUCAACUAACCACUUAUAGCCAAAUUCAAAUUUAUUAUAUUCGUUACCUCCUUGGUAUUAACUUACGAACAAACCAAACAGAAACUAUUUGGAGGCCUGUAAAAUGUAAUUCAGAUAUACUUAAAGAAGGAAGCAGAGAGAGGGACAGAGAUAGAGAGGGGUUAUUAUAUUUGUUGAUUAUUGUCACACUAAGUUGUUCGUAUUGUAAUCUAAUUGUCGCUAAAACAAAUUAAUGUACAUUACCAGUUUAUGUAAUUUUCGUUUUAGACCUAAGCACAGACAUACCCGUACUACACAAAUAUUUAUAUAUAUAUAUAUAUGAAUUCAUAUAUACAAAUAGCCAAGUUACCAUGUUGUCCAGCAAAUAUAUGCUAAACAAUAGCAUUUUAUAAUGAAUUUAAUAGUGCAACUAA